Metarhizium acridum CQMa 102 is the source of this 864-nucleotide messenger RNA. RefSeq lists its product as uncharacterized. The record is from RefSeq and is a predicted model, not a curated record. Lineage: Eukaryota; Fungi; Ascomycota; Sordariomycetes; Hypocreales; Clavicipitaceae.
AUGAAGCCGCUUGCUAGUCUUGCUGCUCUCGUCUCCCUGGCUGCAACCGCUCCUCAAGCCGCCCGCCCCCUUGACGUCCAGUUCCAGAUGGAUGGCAACAGUGCCAUCAGGGCUACCAUCACCAAUAAUGGCAAGAAGGACUUGAAAAUCUUCAGGACAGGCACCAUUCUCGACAGCUCUGCGAUUCAAAAGACCCGGAUCACCGAUGUAGACGGCAAGGCCAUACCUUUCAUCCGGCGGCAAGUUCGACAUCCACUCAUCGGGCGUCAUGCACUUUGCCAACGACGACGACAACACGCUCAUCGGCUCCGUCCCCUACACAACUCCAUCACGGCCGAAAUCCACGGCUCCGAGGCAGGCUCCGUCCUCAAGUCCUUCCUCCGGGCCGACAAGCGCGCCAAUUUCCAGUCUGACUGCACUGGCCAGAAGCUCUCCGUCACACAGAGCGCGCUCUCCAACUGCGCCCGGCUCGCCAGCGCCGCCCCGUCGGCCGCGUCUUCCAACGACGCCAAGGUCAACGAGUACUUCAAAGACUCUAGCGCAUCGACGAAGAAUACCGCCGUGUCCGAAGUGCUAGGCAAGGUGGCCACCGAGUGCGGCUUGACCAACGGCGGCGUCUCCAAGUACUACGCACCGACGUCGCCGAUCACUGCACAAGCGGUUUUGCCUGCCUUGACGUCCCAGUGCCAUGCCCAGAACCAGGCCACGACCGACUCACACGAGAUUACGCACCUGAGGCAGAUCAAGGGCACAGCUGACAAUGGCUACGGUUACCAAAAUGCUAUGAAGCUGGAUACCCAGAACGCUCUUAACAACGCCGACACCUAUGCUUUGUUUUCCAACGCCAUCCAAGUCAACUGCUAG